GCACCAUUUACGCUCCACGUCGAGGACUUCCAUCUACUCUCCAUUAACAACCUUCACUUUGGUAGGAAGAUAUGGAUAGUAAUCCCGGAAGCAUCUUUCGACACACUCGAGCAAAAUCUACGGCAGCGAAUCGAUCGAGAGAAGGGCGACAUCUGUUAUCAGUUUGUUCGACACGCACCAACAUACCUUCCUCUUAACAUUCUUAAGCGAUAG
Molecule: messenger RNA, 213 nt
Organism: Trematosphaeria pertusa
Lineage: Eukaryota; Fungi; Ascomycota; Dothideomycetes; Pleosporales; Trematosphaeriaceae
Exons: 1
Source: RefSeq, a predicted model, not a curated record